Molecule: messenger RNA, 1741 nt
Organism: Galendromus occidentalis (western predatory mite)
Lineage: Eukaryota; Metazoa; Arthropoda; Arachnida; Mesostigmata; Phytoseiidae
Exons: 4
Coding region: 1-1593 (530 amino acids)
Biological process (GO): signal transduction
Molecular function (GO): GTPase activator activity
Source: RefSeq, a predicted model, not a curated record
AUGUUUCCUGUCGUACAACUCGUGGCUUGUGCCCUGACAUUCUCAGAGGUCUUCGGCGCUGCCUACUUCUAUGGACCCCACCAGAACCCGGUGGCGAUCUACUCACCCUACGACUACUAUUAUAUACGGAACCUCCAUAGAAUUCAAUGGGCCGCUCCUGCGGAUGCUCCUCCCGUCCUGACCGCACCCUACGUCCCGGCUACCGUGGAAAAGAGCCAAAUCGUUCCAUCAAGGGCUCCGGUCGCCGCAGCCCCGAUCUCCGCAGCCCCGAUUGCCGCGGCUCCGACCCCGGCCCCCGUCGCCGCCCAGGAGGGUUACUCGUUCAGUUAUGAAAUCGAAGCUCCCGAUGGACGCCAAUCCCGCCAGGAAUCUGCCGACGGCGCUGGGAACGUCCAAGGAUCUUACUCGUUCAGCUUGAACGACGGCCGUCAGAGGACAGUAAAUUAUUCCGCCGGAGCCGAUGGAUUCAACGCUAUCGUGGACACCAAUGAACCUGGAACCGAGCAGAAGAACCCCGCCAAUGUGAUCAUCGCCAAUUCCGCUCCCAUGCCUCAGGGACCUGCUAAGUUACCUACCCCGAAAGGUGAAUACAUCAGCUCAACCGAGAUGGUAUCUUCGAGUUUGGUUCCUCUUCGCCAUGUGCCCGAUGUGUUGGAAGACCUGACAUCCUUCAUUCUACUUCAUGUUGAAACGGAAGGACUCUUCAGAAUCGGAGGGAGCACCGAGCGGAUUCGAGUUCUUCAGGAACGACUCUCCAAAGGGGAACGGAUUCCGCAAGAUCAGCCAAUCCAAGACGUGUGCACGAUUCUGAAACGAUGGCUUCGGAAGCAGAGCAUAUUCGAGAAAUGCUGUCGUCCUGUUCAUCCUCCUGAGAGCAUGGAGGAUCUCCAGCUGACGCUGUCAUCGAUGCCGGCGCACAAUGUGUUCACCCUACAGCAUUUGUGCAAGUUUCUGCAAAUCGUUGCCGCUCACUCCGAUGUGAACCUCAUGGACAUUGACAAUCUGGCCAGCAUUCUUGGAGAGAGCGCUUUCUCCACGGAUUGCAAGAUCAAGGAAGUCAUCAGCGCGGAACAGCUGCGAGCGCAAACCGAGGUGGCUAAGCAGAGUAUGAAGCUGCUGGUGAAGAACGCCGACCUCAUUCAAGCCUUUGCUCUCGACUCGUGUAGAACGCCCGACAGACCCCGCGAGCGCGAGCUGAAAAAAAGUUUCACGACGCGCAUGAAGCAGUACGGCUCCACGCUGAAGAAUCUCACGCUCAAACGGAGCCGGUCCCUGUCCCUCGAACCCAAGCCGGAAUUCGUGCCGUUCCCAUUAAUUUUGCAAAGUGAGGAGCGCAUCCGACUCCGGGAGCGCCGCGGGACCAUGACGCAAGACACCAACGAACUCAUGGAGCGACGGAACAAGGCGCUUCAGAGGAAGAAUGAUCAAGUAGGACAAAUUCAAAUGAACAACAAAGAAAACACGCCUGUCAGGGGACGUGUACUGCGAGACAUCACGCUCGAAGAGCCCCAGCAGCUCGAAUGGAAACUUCUGCCGCGAGCGGGUAGUGAUGCCUCGCCCAAUAGAAGCCUAAGAUACCGGGUGAAUUGUUGAGACUACCAUAGAAUCGCAACCAAUUGUCGACCUCGAUUAGGACUACUAUUUUGUUUUGAUGUGAACACUUUGAAAUUCCUCAAUUGCGUUCUCCUGACAUAUGGUGUCUAGCAGAGGCGUAAAACUAGAGUUUUAGCUAGAUAGUUAG